Coprinopsis cinerea okayama7#130 is the source of this 1987-nucleotide messenger RNA. RefSeq lists its product as hypothetical. The coding region runs from base 71 to 1987 and encodes 638 amino acids. Lineage: Eukaryota; Fungi; Basidiomycota; Agaricomycetes; Agaricales; Psathyrellaceae. The transcript has 2 exons. The record is from RefSeq and is a predicted model, not a curated record.
CUUGAACUUGAACUAUCGCUGUCGUGACCGGCCCUUCUCUACACCUUGACCUCACCACUUGUCGACUAUCAUGACUGAGGCGGACAGCCGCCACUACGAUCCAAGUCGGGGUACGCCUUCAAGGCAAGCUCGAAACACCAGGUCUGCAACCCCUAGGGCAGGGUACCCCAGUGCUGCGGCGACGUUGAAUGGCCUUGGCGGAGGAAGUGGUAGGGAAAAGCCUUACUCUUCACAACGGGACCGGUUGGUCACGUCCCGAGCAUCAGACAGUAAUUGGCAAUCUUCCACCGACUACGGCUCAUUCGUUGACUAUGGCUAUGGUGAUGCAUUUACAGCCGGUUCGGCUUCUGAAACACAGGAAUAUGACCACGACGACUUCAACGACCACGAUGAAUACGAUGAAAGGAGAGAAGAAGGAGAAGAAGAGUGGGAGUGGGAAGACGACAUUGUGAAACCGACCACGACCUCGAGCGGGGCGGUGGCAAGCAGUGGCAAGAUCAGGCAUAGGAAGCCGCAGAAUUCGUCUUCCGCAUCGAAAACUCGCGCUGUGCCCCGCAGUCCGCGUGGAUAUGGCGGUAUCAGGUCAAGCAGGGCCACUCCAGCGGGGUACCGUACUCCGCCAGCGCCUGUCGCACAUUCAUCGCGCUUCUCCUCUAUCUCUCGGGAGUCGAAGGUCGACCAUCACGAGCUCCAGCAGCCGUCGUACCCCGCUCGUGCUAUCCUUGAGAGGCGCGAGCCGCCUAUCCCAUGGGGUGCCCUUCCGGGGCAUGCGCUCUCCACGCUCCAAGCGACAUUCUUCUACGCCCUGAGCAUCCUCAAACCAGCGCUUAAGAUGAUGCGGUACCCUCUUAUCGCCAUCCUCUUUCUCUGGAUACUCGCCUUCACGCUGACCAGCGUGUAUGGAGUCUUCAGGUCUGCGUUUGAGCCCUUCUGCUAUAUCCCUGGGGUGAACAUGAUGACUGCUUGCAAAUGGAUUACCUACACGCCUCCAAAAAAUGUAGGAAACCAGGUGCCAACGGGGAAACUGCAACCACCAAAUGUGCAAUGGGCUGAUUAUCCCUCGCUCGUGAGCCUGGAAGCGAAAACCUUCGACCAGCUCCUCGAUGAAUCCAUCGGCGGGUUGGGUGGCUCGCUUUCGCUCAACCUGAAGAAGACAGAAGUCGCGGUCAAGGACCUCAUCACCCUCGUCAAGGCGAGCGACUUGAAGGCCAAAGAUAGUUUGGCUGAGAUCUUAGGGGAGUUUGUUGACGACGCGGCCGUUGCGGUAAAGGGGCUGAGUCGGUUGUCGGCCAAAUUCAACGGCGCAUUAGACAACAUCAUGGCCGUUAACGAUUACGCAUUGCGCUCGGUGGAAAGGGCCCGAGAGUUAGAGCCAAGAUCCCUCCCUGAAAAGCUGAACGCGUUGAUGCCAUGGUCCCCUCCAAAAAAGGACGUCAAUCUAGUGGUGAAAGAGACAUUUAGCCAGGCUAUGGAUGUCCUCUCUACCCAUAUGGAGCGCCUUCUCCUAGAGACCGAAGCCCGCUAUAACGAGUUGAAGAAACUCGAAGAAAAGCUUGACGCACUACAUGAGCUCGUCCAACGCGAAAACACCACCAUCGCCACCGACAAGGAAGAACUACUCGCGCUUCUCUGGACCAAACUCGGUGGCCAUCGCAAACAGAUGCGAAGUUUUGAACGGCACUUGAAGUUGCUGAAAGAGUUGACGACGUACAGGAAGCAGGCGUACGCGCAUAUUUCAGCUGCAUUGCACCAUUUGCAGGCCAUGAACCAGGAGGCGGAUGACAUUAGGGAAAGGGUUGCUGCACCUGAUCUGAUGGGGACGAUGGUUGAGCCUGAGGUUCAUAUGAAGAGUAUCCAGAUGGGUUUGGAGAGGUUGAAGGAGAGUCGAGUGAGGGCGAAGAAGUUGGAAGAAGAGGCGGCUAGGAGGGUGUUCGGAUUGGAUUGGAACAAUGACCGCGUUGAGAAGAUCGAUUCAGCAAAGCGAUGA